Molecule: messenger RNA, 8005 nt
Organism: Musca domestica (house fly)
Lineage: Eukaryota; Metazoa; Arthropoda; Insecta; Diptera; Muscidae
Gene: msps
Product: protein mini spindles
Exons: 16
Coding region: 565-6948 (2127 amino acids)
Biological process (GO): mitotic spindle organization; centrosome duplication; establishment or maintenance of microtubule cytoskeleton polarity
Cellular component (GO): spindle pole; centrosome; microtubule plus-end
Molecular function (GO): microtubule plus-end binding; microtubule plus end polymerase activity
Source: RefSeq, a predicted model, not a curated record
GCUUCGCAAUCUGUUGCCAAGUUCCAGUUGUUUAGUUAUUUCAUUUAAAAGAAAAUUAAUUGUCGAGAAGCAAUUUUUAAGGGUACCAAUUUUGUUUUUGUUCUCUAAAGUCUGCUGUUCGAAAAGUAUUGUUUUUAUUGUUACUUUUUCGAUCAUAGUCGGUUUUGUCGUUGUUUGCUAUUAUUUCCAUUUCUUCGCAUCUGUUCUCAUUCUUCUAUGUAUGUGAAAAAUCGAAGUCUGUUUGUUACGCUGUGCGUCUGAGGGACGAAUAACUUGGUAAAAUUACGAAGGAAAUGCAAAAUUUUGCAAAUUAGCUUCUGCUAGAACAGGAGUAUAAUUGCUGGGCAACUUACUUAUUAAAACGCCGAAAAUAUAAAAUUUUAAGUGAAAAACGCUGUGGGUGUAGACAUUUAACAGCGGACCAAACCAAGCGACACAGUGUAAGAGAUUUUUUUGUUAAGCAGAAAGAGUUGUGUGCGAAAAACAUAAAACGAAAUAGUCGACUAACAAACUUCUGGACAUUUGAAUUUUGAACGUCGAUAUUGAAAGCACUGGUUGAGCGAGAUGGCAGAAGACACGGAAUACAAGAAGCUGCCGGUGGAUGAACGAUGUGUUCAUAAAUUGUGGAAGGCUCGAGUUGAUGGGUAUGAAGAGGCUGCGAAAAUUUUCCGAGAAAUAGACGAUGAAAAGUCGCCGGAAUGGAUGAAAUUUGUUGGUCUGAUUAAGAAAAUGGUGGUCGACUCGAAUGCAAUGGCGCAAGAAAAAGGACUGGAGGCUGCUUUAAUUUUUGUAGAAAACUGUGGCCAUGCUGGCAAGACAGUUGGUGAUGUUAUGUCUGGCAUCGUCCAGAAAUGCAUAGCUGCGCCAAAGGCUAAGACAAAGGACCUGUCGGUCCAAGUUACCCUUAUGUACAUCGAAAUUGAGAAGCACGAAGCCGUUCUGGAAGAGCUUGUAAAGGGGAUGGAGCAUAAGAAUCCAAAAAUAGUUUCAGCUUGUGUGGCCUGCACCACGCUAGCAUUAAAAGAGUUCGGUUCUAAGGUGGUCAACGUAAAACCGCUCAUUAAAAAAUUAGCACCUUUGAUGAGUGAUCGUGACAAAGCCGUAAGGGAAGAGGGGAAGCAGUUAGCCAUUGAAAUCUAUAGAUGGAUUGGCCCUGCUAUGAAGCAACAGAUAUCAUCACUUCCACAGGUGACUAUUAAAGAAUUGGAGGACGAGUUUGACAAACUUAAGGGUGAAAAGGCUGAACCUUCGCGUUAUUUAAAGUCGCAACAGGAAAAACAGCAACAAAUAUCAGCAGCUGCGGCCGAAAGCAAUGACAAUGGAAACGAUGACGAUGUGGAUGCAGGUGGUGAAGAAAUAGACCCAAUGGAUCUUAUAGAUCCAGUUGAUAUAUUGUCAAAAAUGCCGAAAGAUUUCUACGAAAAACUGGAAGAGAAAAAAUGGACUUUGAGAAAAGAAUCGCUCGAAGCUCUCGAGAAACUUUUAACAGACAAUCCUAAAUUGGAGAGCGGAGACUACGGUUCAUUGGUUACGGCAUUAAAGAAAGUUAUCACAAAAGAUUCCAAUGUGGUUUUGGUGGCCAUGGCUACGAAAUGCUUAGCCAUGUUGGCCAAGGGAUUGGGAAAGCGAUUUUCUCCUUAUGCAAUGGCUUGCAUACCUUCGCUUUUGGAGAAAUUUAAGGAAAAGAAGGCGAAUGUUGUUACCGCACUGCGUGAGGCAAUGGACGCUAUUUACCCGUCAACAAAUUUGGAAGCUAUGCAAGAGCAUAUAGUAGAGUCAUUGGGUAAUAAAAAUCCCAGCGUAAAGUCAGAAACGGCUGCAUUUUUGGCUAGAGCAUUUGCUAGAACUCAGCCGACUGCUAUCAAUAAAAAGUUAUUGAAACUUUUUGUAUCGACCUUAAUAAAAACAUUGAAUGAAUCCGAUCCCACUGUAAGGGACAGUUCCGCUGAUGCAAUUGGAACUCUAUUGAAACUGAUGGGGGAGAAACAAGUUGGUCCUUUCCUGGUUGAUGUGGACGCAUUAAAAAUGGCAAAAAUUAAAGAAUGUCAAGAAAAGGCCGAAAUCAAAGUCAAAAUAGCCGGAAUCAAAAAAGAAAGACCAGCAACAGCUCCAACGUCAGUUCCAGCUAGCAAGUCAUCGUCUUCAACGACCUCCGCAGCACCAAAGGGCGGGUCUAGCGAACCGAAACCAGUAAGUAGGCCUUCAACCGCUGGAGCUAAAAAACCGGUACCGAAAAAGGCUGGCGUAAGUGGAGGAUCGAGCGGAGCCCCUUUGUCAAAGAGUGCAAGCACUGCUAAGGUAUUGGCCACAGAGAGGGAAAUGGCACCUGAGGAAAUACAAGGGAAGGCAGAGGAACUUUUAUCGCCCGCAAUACUUUCAGGACUCGUCGAUUCAAAUUGGAAAAAUAGGUUGGCUGCCGUCGAAAGUUUGCUGCAAGAAAUGCCUAAUUUUGAUACUAAAACUCCGGGACUAUCUCAGGUAUUAAUCAGAACCAUAAGCGGCCGCAAGCCUGGUUUGAAAGAAAUGAAUUUCCAAGUUUUGAAAUUCAAAUUGGACAUAAUACGAACCAUUUCGGAGACCUGUCCAGUAACUGCAACCACAAUUGAUGUCGUUGUCAAUGAAAUAACGGAAAAACUGGCGGAUAUCAAAAAUGGAGGUGCUGCUGCAGACGUAUUGUCUGCAUUUGCUGAAUCAACUAAGCUUGAGUACGUUGUGGGCAAAGUACUAUCCUUUGCAUUCGAACAAAAGUCUCCGAAGGUUCAAUCGGAGGCAAUUAACUGGGUAAACAAGUCCAUUCUAGAAUUUGGCUUCCAGUUACAACCAAAACUGCUGAUUGAAGAUGUGCGAAAGGCAGUUCAAAGUACCAAUCCAACGGUUAGAACUGCGGCGAUAGGUCUAGUCGGAACAAUGUCCAUGUAUAUGGGAAAUGCUUUGAUGAUGUUCUUUGAUGGGGAAAAGCCCGCUCUCAAGUCUCAAAUACAAGCAGAAUUUGACAAGAACGUGGGAGAGAAGCCACCUAAGUCGAUUAGAGGAAUAAAGAAAUCCGCUUCAAGUAGCGCUGGUGGUGGCGAUGGCGAUGCUGACGCCGAUACAGGUGCAGAUGAUGAAGAAGACCAAGAACCAAUGAACAUUGCAGAUUUAUUGCCGAGAGUGGAUAUUUCUCCUCAAAUAACAGAAGCCUUGUUAAAGGAAAUGUCCGACAAGGAUUGGAAGGCUAGAAAUGAAGGUCUCAAUAAACUUCAAAUCAUAAUAAGUGAAGCUAAGCUGAUUAAGCCAAAUAUCGGCGAUCUGGCGCCAGCAUUAGCCCUACGCUUGUUGGAUUCAAAUGCCAAGAUAGCUCAGACUGCAUUGGCGAUUUGUGAGCAAUUGGCUAAUGCAAUGGGACCAGGAUGUAAGAACCACGUGAGAGUGCUUUUCCCUGGCUUUUUGCACGCUUUGGGGGACAGCAAAAGUUUUGUCCGAGCUGCAGCUCUUAAUUGCAUAAAUAGUUUUGGAGAAAAAGGCGGCUACAAAGAGUUCUUCGAAAACGAAAUGAUUGCCGAUGCACUAAAAGGAGGAUCUCCCACACUGAAAUCGGAGUUGUGGGCCUGGUUAGCCGAGAGACUGCCACAAAUGCCACCUAAAAGUAUACCAAAGGAUGAGUUGACAGCAAUGGUUCCACACCUAUAUGCACACAUAUGCGAUCGCAAUGCAGACGUGCGUAAAAACUCAAACGAGGCCGUCCUGGGUGUUAUGAUUCACUUGGGAUUCGAAGCUAUGGUAAAGGCCUUGGACAAACAAAAACCCGCUUCCAAAAAAGACAUACAGGCAGCUCUAGAUAAAGCGCGACCCAAUUUGCCUGUUAAACCCCUGCCAAAGGGUAAGCAACAAGCGCCAAUUGUGGAAGACACUAAAAAGUCUAUUCGUGGGGGUGGCGGAGGGGGAGCAGCAUCUGCUGGCCCCCAGAAGGGACCUGCAAGCAAGAUCGCAUCUGCUGCCAAGAGCGGCAGUUCAUCAUCGUCCAGAAAGAAGGAAGAAGACGUUGACACUUCCCCACUUCUAGCCGUUAACAACACCAAAAAUCAACGACUAAUUGACGAGCAAAAAAUGCGAGUACUUAAGUGGACGUUCACCACGCCCAGAGAAGAAUUCAUCGAUUUGCUAAGAGAACAAAUGACAACGGCUAAUGUCAACAAGGGGCUAAUGGCCAACAUGUUCCACGAUGACUUUAGAUAUCAUUUAAAAGUCAUUGAAUCACUAAUGGAAGAUUUGCCCCAAAAUCCAAAGGCACUGAUCUGUAACUUGGACUUGAUCCUAAAGUGGCUUUCUUUGCGCUUUUACGAUACCAACCCUUCAGUAUUAAUUAAGGGUCUUGAGUAUUUACAUCAAGUAUUUUUGGCAUUAGUCGAACACGAGUACAUUUUGGCAGAGAAUGAGGGCAGUUCAUUUAUUCCUCACCUCCUGUUAAAGCUGGGCGAUCCGAAAGACGCUGUGCGCAAUGGGGUGCGAUCGUUACUGCGACAAAUACUCUUGGUUUACCCAUUUGCCAAAGUAUUUGUUUAUGUUAUGGAAGGUUUAAAAUCCAAAAACGCCCGUCAACGCACAGAAUGCCUGGAUGAACUGGGCUAUUUAAUUGAAAGCUACGGCUUAACUGUUUGCCAGCCUUCGCAACAAGUCGCUUUAAAGGAGAUCGCCCGUCACAUAUCCGAUCGCGAUAACAGCGUGCGCAAUGCCGCUCUCAACUGUGUGGUCCAAGCUUACUUCAUAGCUGGGGAAAAGAUCUACAAACUCAUCGGUCAAAUGAAUGACAAGGAUUUGUCUAUGCUCGAUGAACGCAUUAAACGAGCCAAAAAGCCUCAAAAGAAAGCUCCCGAGGCAAACACUAGUGCAAAAUCAGCCGCACAAAUAGUUCAACAGGACAGUAUUGAAAUUGAGGAUCCUUCGACAAACGGUUGUGACGAGCUGCCGCCACCUGAAGAACACAACCAGAGUUCUGAUUAUGAAGCGAAUGAUGCAAUUAAUAGCUCGUUGGAAGAAAGAGAUGUGUGCGCAACAUCGCUCAUACGACAAGCGACUUUUGACCAACCGAACUCUUCUCCCAUUGCCACGGUACAACAGCAGCAACAACAACCGCCAAAAACAACUGGGCCCUUCGGCCUUGAUCCCAACAAAAUUGCAGAAAUUGAAAAGGAUUGGGUUCGUGUAGAUCAAAUCGAGAAAGUUGUGGUACCAAAUGUGGAUAUAUCCCUGCUCUUUGAACCGAUAAAAGUCCUGCCAACUAAGGAUGGCGUUAGGUAUCCACAGGAAAAGUUUGAACAACUUUUGGCUCGUUCUCGUUACAUGCAACAGAAUCACACAACGCCUCCUCCGUCAUCGGGAAUGGGAGCAGGAAAUGGCGGCAUUAUGGCUAACAAUGUAUCGCCCUAUUUAAGUCCCCAGCAACAGCAGCAACAGUUCAACGCAGCCUUAUACCAACAGCCAUUUGGAAAUAAUUCCGCCAAUCUGGCGGAUGUAUUGCCCAAGCAUGACCCUCAUUUGAUCAAAAUCAUCAAGGCCACAAGCAGCACAGACACCUUAAAGGCUAGGGCUGCUAUCAAUGAACUCCAAGAGAUUAUAGAUUCUCCUGAGAAGCAAGCUGUUCUCCGAGACUAUGAAGAGAUUUUCAUACAGAAUGUGCUCGCCCAGUUGAAGAAUCUUUCACAAAUUCCCAUUUCAGAAUCUCUGGUGGUCUACCAACCAUUGCUUUCGAUUUUGUACUCGUUUUUCUUAUCGAAGACGUUGGGAAAAACGUUAAGUGUUGCCUGUAUUAAAAAUCUUAUGUCGGUCUUGCUUCACCUAUUGGCUGACCAAAAACUUAAUACUGGCGACGAUGGGCAGUACAACAAAGUUAUCAACGGUAUCUGUGUCAAGGUGUUGGAUAAGUCCAACUUUACAAAUAUGAACUGUGCACUGAUACGUCUCUUACGCGAGACUUGCCCCGAGGCAGGACUACCGAAAUUCACGGAUCUGUUGAUGAAAUGUAUAUGGCGCAAUGUUAAAACCCUGCCGGAACGGAGCAAUGAGCUUAACUAUGAUGCUGUUAUGUUGGAGGUUCAUGAGUUUAUGUUAGCCUUGCCCAGUUCUUGGUGGCAAACUAGGCCUUCCGACACGCCCCUUAGGACAGUCAAGACCAUUAUUCAUAAUAUGGCAAAAGUGAAGGGAAAUGCCAUACUUCAACACCUUAAUCAAAUUCCUACGCAUUCUGAACUCCACGCGUAUUUAAUAAAAAUUCUGAAGAAUCUGCAGAAGGAAGGAAACUUACCAAGCUCGUCGCCACAACGUUCUGUCUCUUCCAAAGAUAUGUUAGCCAAACAACGCAUUUCAAACCAAGCUCACGAAACUAUGUCGCAGAUUUUCAAAUUGAUAUCUGACAAAGACACAAAACAGCUGGGUCUGAACAAAUUGUACGAAUUUAAGAUGAAGAAUCCAGAAAUCGAUGUAUCCACUUUCCUCAAAGGAGCCAGUCCUAGUUUCCAAAAAUAUAUUGAAGAGGGCUUAGCUGAAAUACAACGCGCCGCUGGUGAUGGAAGUGCAGUCCAAACUGCUUUGGCUUCGCAAAUGGGUGACAAUCGGCUGGCCAUACGCCCUUCGUAUCUAACAGAUGCCAAUUACCAAAAUCAACAAUCUCCUACUAUAUCAGAAAACUCCUCCGGCGUGAAGCCAGAUCCCGACUUUUGGAUGGACAGACUGAACCACUUGAGAGCAAAGGCUAAUUUGGCGCCUCAUCGUAAUGCUGAUGGCGUCAUUGUUGGCAGUAAUUCUCACUUUUCAAUGAUGGACAACAAGGUGAUGGAUGAGAAUCUCAACUUGAAUUCCAUGAACGCCCAAAAAGUAUCAGUGAUGAGGAGAGAUAAACCGGAAAUGUCUCCCAAUCGAUUACAACACAUACAGGCCAAAUUGGCUCAAAUAAAAAAGGAAAGUCACACCUAGAUCCAUCCAAUAUUUAAAUAUGAUAGGGUUUAUAGCCAUUAACUAACACUGAGUAUUUUAUAUUCCGGUCGUCUUACUUGAAUGCCACACUCUGUAAAAUGGAGAUGGUAUGGAAAAAAGCCCCCUCUCUCCCGAAUCUCUACAAGGCAAAACCACGCACUAAACUCUCUAAGGAGAAGCAUUUGCUUUCUCUCCCUCUUUUAAGCAUAUUAAAGAAAAUAGCAGCCGUAAAUAAAACAAACAAUCUACAAUCGCUUGUCGUGGCAUGCUAUUGCAACUAGAUCGCGAGCCUGUCAUAGUGCAUUCAGGCCAUGAGCUACCCUUUGUCAAAUAUAAGUAUUUCGUCUGUACACCAAUGACAUAACUUAUUUAAACAAAGCAAUUUAUGAUACCGAAAUAUUUCAAUCUUUUAACUUGAACACUAAACAAAACUAAAUACUAAAACCCAAAAGAAAAACGUAAUAAUAAUGGAAUGAGAGAAAGUCGUAGAAUGAACGCAUAUUUUCUUACUGAAUAUCACAGUCCUAGUUAAGAAACGUUUAUAAUUCUAAAACAAUAGAUUGCUUACAGAAUUUGUCCUUGUUAUUUAGUAGGAAAUCUGUUUCGUUUUAUUAUUUAUAAAUUGAUUGUUUGUUGUACUAUAACAUUUUGUUUCUGUUUUUCCUCAUUCUUCGGAAAACUGUUAGGCGUAAUUGUAUCGACAUAUAUUAUCAAACCCAGUAAUGGAGUGUACGAUUUUCAGUGGGCCGAGCCCAACAGUCCUUUGUGGAAUGUUUCGUUCUGAGUUGCGUGCGUUGUAUGUUGGUGAACUACUGUCGUUAUAUUAAAAUACUCACCAUUUUCCACAUGCUUAUAUUUAUUAAUUAACUCAUACUCAUUUUUUUAUUAUUAAAAUAGCUUAAGCAUUUUGUAUUGCUAAUGAUUUCAUAUUGUUUUUUUUUAAUUUUGCUAAAAUUAGUUGGUAAUUUAUAAUAAACCACUCUCUUGAAACUUAAUAUUUAAUUCAUACAAAUAUAAUCGAAUUAUAAAAUAUAAUAAAAAGAAUAUAUAUCUCAAA